Molecule: messenger RNA, 2095 nt
Organism: Tricharina praecox
Lineage: Eukaryota; Fungi; Ascomycota; Pezizomycetes; Pezizales; Pyronemataceae
Exons: 4
Coding region: 160-1698 (512 amino acids)
Cellular component (GO): site of double-strand break
Source: RefSeq, a predicted model, not a curated record
GCAGCCCAGCAGGGCAACCACUCGCACCUCUUCACAUCAGCCCAACCCACCAACCACCAUCGCCGAAAUCAGCCCACUCACAGCUCGCCCACCACCCCGCCUCACAGAUAAGCAAGCAGAAUGACUGUUUGGCGAUAUCGACUCCAAUCCACCUAGAGAAUGCAGCCCAAGGAACGAACCUCUACGUCCAAUACCGGCGUCGUGGUAUCCUCGCUUUCGUCGCAGCUCGCCGCCGCCGCGCACACCGAUCCCACCGCCGCAACCAGCCCGAAGCCUGCGACUCCCGAUAGCAAGAAGGACUCUCCAACGAAGAAUUUAGACAUUGUUAUGAAUACCACUGCAGCUACAGCUACAGACGGCCACGGGAGCAGCCCAGGCGUCCCAUUGACACCGCGUCGAUUGAGCGUUUCCAACCGCCUAUCCCUCCAAAUGCCGCCGCGCAAUCCACUCUCACCCGUUCUCGAUCCAGCGCUGGGCUACUCCGUUGCACGGCGACCGCGAUUGGACUUUGCGCGAUCAUGUACGUCAUUACAUCAUUCGACCAUUGCGGAAUCACCAGACUCGUCGCCUCUAGCUAUCAGUGGUGGAUAUCCCAUACCUCGAGGAAACUACAGACCGCUAGAAUCCCCCAUCAACAACAAUCACGGCCACAUUCACCCGGGAUCGUCCCAUGCGUCGUCACUUGGCUCCACCUCGAUGCUCGAUUACGCCCCGUCCGGAGACGAUAGCGAUUCGUCGCUCGAUGACGACUUGGACGGUGACUUCGAUCUGAUGGAUGCGGCCACACAAUCUGCGAAUACACCUACUAACCCCGCACCCAUCGAAUCCGCCGCGUCGAUGUCGCUUCUCAACCACCAGAAGGCACGGUUCGGGACGAGACAGAAUCGGCGGGCGAGCAUCAGUAGGCCGAGACCUAUGAUGUCGCCCUCGCCGAUUAUGCAACCCAUCUCACACAGUUCGAUGAUGAGCGGAGGACUCGAUUUCAUGAGGCGCAGGGACAGUUUGACACUUGGGCCGUCGGCGCUGGAAUACGAAACGGACCGCCCAGACCCCGUUCGGAGACCGGUGUCACGACGCGGAUCGUUGCUACCCAAGACGAAAAAUUUCCAGCGGAUCAAGGCGGCGUUGAUAGAGGAAUCGUCACCAAUCGAUGUGGAGGUUAAACGCGAGGCGGAAAUCACUAGGCAGAUCCGUGAAGAUGAGGAUCCGCAGAUGUCGCCACAGAUGUCGCAAGAGAGUCGAACGAUGGAAUCCGAAUUGGCCAAUCUGCUUGACGACGAGCUAGAGAGCGGAGACAGUGGACGCGGAGUUGGGAUAAGUUUCUCGAAACAGGCGGAACGUCACGGUGGAUUUUGGUUCGGCGAUCAAAUGGAGGGCAUCAGUGGAAGCCCGCCUGCAUAUCCAGGGCAGCAGCGAACGGGCAGCGACGGAGACAUUAUGAUGCAUUCCGAUUCAUCCUGCGUCAACUCGCCCAAUACCGUUCCCGCGGACAUGCGCCGGCUCAAGCGGAGACGCAUGGAUACCGAGGAACGCUUCGAACCAAAUGUUUUCAAAAGAAGGGCGGUGUCUCCAAGCCUCUCCAACAGCCCAAAACUUGCCCAAUCGCCUCCCGUUGGGGGUAAUGGAGGAGGUAAAAGGCUUAAUUUCCAGGGGUUCAGCGAUACCCACGAUGGUCUCAUGAAGAUGAGCCUCCAGUGAUCCAACAUUUGUCGUUUUCUUUAUUUCUAUUAGGUUAUCGUUUUAAGAUGUAUCAUUACAUUCGUGUUUGGUUGUGGGCAGGCGGGCGGUAUGGACGCCAUGGGAUGGUUUUGCAUUGCAAGUUUCGUUUUGUUUUGAAGGAGUUCUUAGGGCAGGCAGCUGGUCAUGUUUAUGCGGAGUUUCGUUAUGUGGGUUUGGCUGGGCUUAGUUAUUUGAACGUUUUCCUUGCUUACUUGUAGGUGGGCAACUACAUACAAUUCUUUACGACCUCACGUCAUGUCCCGCAAUGCAUAUGGUGUCGCGGAUUGAGUGCAUAAACGGGGCUUACAUAGAUCUCCUGCGGCGGCAGCAGAUCCUAUGUAAGUAGGCAGGAGGUAAAGAAAGCUGGGGAAUUCGG